AUGUCAGUUACAACGGCAUCUAAACCUCAGUUCGAUGCUUUCAGAGAUGAGUAUUCUUUUUCAGAAGGACUAUCAUUUGACUCAUUUAUAUUAGUCAAUGAUCCAAGAUGCAGAAAACCGCCACAAAGAAUAAUCAAAGAAGAACCACUCACUCCUAUACAGCUGUUUUUAAGGCCAUUUAUGCAAUGUUGUGCUCCAAGAAACAGAGGUGGGAAAAAAAUUAAAAUUAAUAUUUCAUCAUAUUCCACAACUACAAGAACAAGUGUUUCAAGUAUUAAAAUACCAAAUAAUUUUAGAAUUGAUGAAUUUGAAACGACAAAUUUGGAAACUCUCUCAAAGCAAAGUAAAAACAUUCUUUGGUAUAUUAUAGUCCCUUAUGAAUACGGUAUACCCAUGAUCACAGAAACACAAAGACAAUAUGCUUGUUUAUUAUGGGGCGUUAAAAAUGAAUACGGUUCAGUUACUACAGAAAAAAGCAUUCAAAAAAUAUUCCAAAUUGCCAGUGAAAGAAGAGAUAAUUCUGAUUUAGUUAAGGAGUAUAAGUCAAACCCUGAUUUACAAAUAUUAAAACUACAUAGGGAUGGACUUUCUGUCACAGCUGAUGAAGCGUUUAAUGAAAUCCUUAGCUAUUAUUCACCAAAGUACUCUAUUCUUGCAAUCAUUUCAAGAGGAAGAUGUUUUGCAUUCUACUCUAAAGCAAGCGAAGAUAACAACAAUGUUACAUAUAUGUUGUUUGAUGCAUCUUCCAAAUAUGAAAAUGGCCCAAAAGUUUUUGGAUUUAAAAAUAUGAAUAGUCUUAAGGAACAUGUUUUAAGUGAAUUUAGCCGUGAUCAUGAAACAAGAUUAAAGGUCUCAGAAGGAUUCAAAGUUACAGUUUUUCAGGGUAGAGUAAUGUGGAAUACUGAAUUCGAUUUGCCUAAUACAAUUAUUAAAAAGGACUAUAAGGAAAAAAAUGAAGCCAUGAUAAGGUUAGGGAGGCUUAAUGAUCCCAAAUUUGAUGCUAAAGUUGUAUAUGGGGAACUUCAAAAAGCUACUACAAGGCCAACUGAUCAAGAUUACUUCUUUACAUAUCAAAAUAACAUGAUGAAGAUUAUUAGAUAA
Molecule: messenger RNA, 1101 nt
Organism: Cryptosporidium ubiquitum
Lineage: Eukaryota; Apicomplexa; Conoidasida; Eucoccidiorida; Cryptosporidiidae
Exons: 1
Coding region: 1-1101 (366 amino acids)
Source: RefSeq, a predicted model, not a curated record